Messenger RNA from Aaosphaeria arxii CBS 175.79, 1190 nucleotides. RefSeq lists its product as uncharacterized. The record is from RefSeq and is a predicted model, not a curated record. The coding region runs from base 241 to 1188 and encodes 315 amino acids. The transcript has a single exon. NCBI's taxonomy places the organism in Eukaryota, Fungi, Ascomycota, Dothideomycetes, Pleosporales.
UGUCAGAGCAGAGGGGAUCAUAAAUGGGGGAAAGUCCCUCAGGUAUCAGCACCCCAGAAAUCAUUAUUCUGCAAUUUCAAGGUUAUUCUUAUCUACCGCUCUGCUUUCGAAAACAGGUCUUUCUCUUCUCAUAUAUUUUUGCCUAUUCUUGGCACCCUGAUCAUAUCCAUAAGGCUGUGAGGCCUCCAAUCGAUUCCCCCGUCCGUUCACUGCAUAUAUCACAAAUAUUACAGUGACGACAUGGUGAAAGAUCGAUACGACUCAAUCCCAGGUUUCUCUUCCAUAGGACCUGGUAUCUGGGAGUAUGCACGCCAUACCCCGACACAGUUAUCUGGAAAGAGUGAAGAGCAAUGUCCCGACCUGAUUUUCAUCUUCUCAUGGACAGGCGCUGGAGGACGACACAUUCUGAAAUACACACAAAAUUAUCAAAUCUUGUUCCCAUCAAGUCGAAUACUUGUCGUCACUACAUCGAUUAAAGACAUGGCCCUACGGACAUCAAAGAGACGACAACGUCGACUUCGGCCUGCCAUCGACCAUAUUCUCCAAUACAAGGCGAAUGAUAUACUCAUCCACGCAUUCUCAGAAGGUGGUACAAAUAAGGCUGUGGAGUUUGCAGAGGCUUACUACAACGAGACGGGGCAACGGUUGCCAGCCACUACAGUAUGUAUUGACUCGGCACCAGGUAAGCCCCGAUUCAUGCCGUUGGUCAAUGCUGUAAGGAAGAGCCUUCCGCCACACCCUAUUCUCCGAUUUGGAGGUCUGGCCAUCAGUUGGAUUUGGUUUUCCUUGGUGUGGGCCAUUUACAUCAUCAAUGGAGGCAAGAAAACUAGUCCCAUCGCGAAGACAAGGCGUCGCUUACUUGAUGACCGAUUGUGGGACUUCGAAGCACCAAGGUGUUAUCUUUAUUCGAGAGCUGAUGAUUUGAUAAUGUGGCCCGACAUUCAAGAGCAUGCAAUCGAGUCUCGAGAAAAAGGAAUACCAGUCACGGAGGCUUUCUUCGAAAAAAGUGCUCAUUGCCGACAUAUGGCGGAUGAUCCAGCAAUGUAUUGGGAUGCGGUGAUAGCGACUUGGAGACAAUCGAAACGCUGCCUACAAGAGAAAUCGACACCAUCUUCAUCGCUGAAGCAUGAGAGGUCGACCGAUACUUUGCGCAGUGCUGCCGAUUCAGAGCGGACACUUACAGGAUGAUU